GCCGUGGGGCGGAGGCCUGCAAUCCCAAACUGGAUCCAACGUCUAAGAGCAGACGAAGCCCCAAGGCCCAGGUGGCUGAACUGUGCAGAGCUUGGACUGAGCUAUGCAUACGCGAAAGCAGAGCCUGGACCCGCAACCAGCAACUUCUGUGGGACGUUUCCAGACUGGAAGCCCAGCUGGCUGGUUUGUCUGCCAAGACAGAUGCUCUGAGGAGGAGGAAGAGGGACUAUGAAGAAUUCCUUGAGCAUCUGAGGAGAGACCCACAAAGGCAACAAAGUGCUGGUAUGCGGCAGUUUCACAGGGCCGGCUGGGGCCACCUCAGAUGGGUUUGGGAGAUACCGCAGCCGAGGUGAAUUCCAGGCACUGGGUGGCUGAAAGGACCUCAAAGGCGUUGCCAAGGCAACCAGGGAUGAAGGCGAAGCACGGGGAUGCUGUGAUACUAAAUGAGGAAUGUGCCGAGAUGUCCUGGGAGAGAUUCCCUGUGCUGUUGAAAGAGGAGGCGAUUCCAUUCAUUCAGAGGUCUAGGGCGGUUAUGGGGCAGGAGAGAACAGCUUCCGGGGAAGAACAGGAUGAUGGAGAACCCAUAGAAAAGGAGGAACGGAUGGGGAAAGGGGGUGGUGGGGAGGAGGAAGAGGAGGAGGAGGGGGAGAGAGGAGUGGGGAAUCCCGAUCUGGGACCGGAGGAAACUGCUGUGGGGCAUCCACCAUGGCAAAAUGGACCUGGAGAAAUGGGGCUGGGAGAAGGGGAUGAGGGCCUGGGAUUGGGGCAAAGCAGGGAGGAGGAUGGGGAAAAUAUGGCCGAAGCAGGCAAGAUUGUGGAUGGGGAGGAUGUGCAAGACAGCUUGGAGUGCAGCAGCCAGGAGAGUUGGGAAGGGGGUGACGUGGAAGGAGAGGAGGUGAACUCUGGGGCAGGGGCAGGGGCAGAGGAGGGAGGCCGUGCAGAAGAGGAGAAGGAAGGCCUGGAGCCUGAGGGGCAGCAGUGGGGAGGAACUCGUGAAAAUGAGGGAGAACAGCCAGGUGGGGCGGAGGACGGAGACCCAAAUGGAGGCGGUGGUGACGACGACGACAACAACAAGAAGAAGGGCUUAGAGAACCAGGAAGGAGAUGCAGCUAGCACCAGUCCCGACUCCUCCGUGCAGGUCUGUUUGGGACCCAGGAGGGCCCACGGCGCCACUGAGCAGGGUGGCAGUGGGAGCCCCCAGACCUCCAGUCUAAGGCAAGAGAGCCUCCUGGCAGCAAAACAGACCCAGGCCGAACCUGUUUGUGGAGGAGAAGAGGAGGAAGAAGAAGAGGAGGAGGAGGAGGAAGAGGAUUGUGAAGCUGAUAUGGACAUCGAAGCCGCCUUAACUCCUCACUCCAAUAAACCAGAAUCAAGGGAUCUGAAGAGCCAAGCGGUGGUCCGAAGCUUCCCAGACCUCUGGGCUGGCCCCGUGGGGACAAGCCAAGACGAUGAACCGGAGUAUGCGCCAGAUGAUUUUUACGACUGAAGAGGAGGAGGGCAGGAACAAGAGGGGUAGAAAACAACCGAGCCAUUUGCAGCAGUGGGGAAAGGGCUGGUUGGCGGAGUCCGAGCUUCUGCUGCCGCCUGACGUUAAAGGCCAACAAAGGAGAGUGGAAGGGCUUUAGGGGUUGGAGCCAGAGGUGUAGGGUCCAUUGCAGCAGGACUUCGCAUUGCCGGGACCUCUCUCUGGGACAGCUUGCCCCCGCCGCAGCGAACACACUGCCAUUUUUUGGAGCCAUUUUCCUAGGUCCAAAGCCAGACCAUAUGCCUCUAAAUUGACAGGCGGGGGCAGAGUUUUCAGGCCCGGAGCCUCUGAUCCUCCUGCAAUCCUGGGCAAAAAUCAGGGCAGAGUUAUUCCAGGGCUAGCAGCAACCCCAUGGCAGAGGAGCACCAAGGUGAUUUUUGACUCUGGCUGGACCUCAAGACCAUUGGAAAGUUAAGCAUCAUUUUUUAACACGUAGGUUCUUGAGGGCACAAACCACACCGCCCAGGACAGACGGAAGAGGAUGGGGGGGGCAGGGGGUGUGGAGGCUCUGGAUUUUGGCCCCAAAGUCCAGGGGUAAGAGCGCCUCUGCCCCUGCCGUGCCGUCACACAGGCCUCGGACUUGGCAGUGCCCUAAUGCUCUGAGAACUUGACUGGGAACGGAAUGAUCUGCUCUUAAUCAUGGCCACUGAGACGGUCAAAAAUGCAAUAUUUUUUGGAGUUUCUGCCAGGAAGGAAUAAAUCCCAUCUGCCCUUCA
Hemicordylus capensis (graceful crag lizard) is the source of this 2241-nucleotide messenger RNA. RefSeq lists its product as uncharacterized. The transcript has 9 exons. The record is from RefSeq and is a predicted model, not a curated record. Lineage: Eukaryota; Metazoa; Chordata; Lepidosauria; Squamata; Cordylidae. Bases 323 to 1486 code for a protein of 387 amino acids.